AUGAGCGACACCACUUCGGCCAACGACAUCACGUCGAUCCCGGCAGCCGUCGCCCCGACGCUUCCGGCCAUGGGGACGCCCUCCUCUCCUGCAUUGGCAUUGUCUGGCAUUCCCGCCACCGGCGGCCCGGUGCUCCCUGCGAUGGCGAUGCCCUCCUCUCAUACACUGGCAACGUCGAGCACCACUGUCGCAGCACUCUCCUCCGCCGCGCAGGCCUUGAGCGCCGUCAACAUCAAGGCUCUCGUUCCGUACACCCUCGACCUGCAGGCCAACAACUACAAGAAGUGGAGUGUGCUGUUCACCAUCGUUCUCGGCAAGCAUGGCCUCCACCAUCAUGUGGACCUCGGCGAAGGCGAAGAGCACGACCUCGACAAUGAAGAAUGGACCCUCGCGGACUUUACUGUCCUGAUGUGGAUCUACUCGACCAUAUCUGAGGAACUCUUGUAUACGGUGAUGGCGCCAGAAAGCACCGCCUACGGUGCUUGGUUGCGCCUCGAACAACUUUUUCUGGAGAACAAGCGUGCUCGUGCCAUCCACCUCGAGGCGGACUUCAGAUCCUUGGUGCAAGGUGACCUUUCGGUCACUGCAUACUGCCACCGCCUUAAGGAGCUGUCCGACGCCUUGGCUGACGUCGACCAGCCCGUAACGAACGAGACACUCGUGCUGCAGAUGAUACGCGGCCUCAACCCCAAGUUCUCCACCAUAGGUACAAUCUUACCCACGCAGCAACCGUUUCCUACCUUCAUCCAGGCAAGAUCUCUACUACUCUUGGAGGAAACGGCUCAGGCCAACGCCGCCCGCAACGCUGCUGCUUCAACACUCGUGGCCGCCGCCCGCCGGUGA
This is a messenger RNA of Phragmites australis (common reed), 843 nucleotides long. RefSeq lists its product as uncharacterized. The record is from RefSeq and is a predicted model, not a curated record. The transcript has a single exon. Lineage: Eukaryota; Viridiplantae; Streptophyta; Magnoliopsida; Poales; Poaceae. Bases 1 to 843 code for a protein of 280 amino acids.